AUGAUGAACACAAAGAAGUUAAUCAAGAUGGCCAAGAAAUGGCAACAAAGAGCAGCCUUAAGCAGAAAAAGAAUCUCAUUCCAAAAAUCAAAUACUACUACAAGUAGCAGCUCAGCCUCUGUAGAGAAGGGCUGUUUCGUGGUUUACACGGUGGAUAACAUUCGCUUUGCUUUUCCGUUAAGGUACCUGAGCAACUCUGUUUUCCAAGAGCUCUUGAAGAUCUCUGAAGAAGAGUUUGGCCUCCCUGCCGGUGGACCAAUCACGUUGCCGUUCGAUUCGGUUUUCUUGGAGUAUCUCAUCAAAUUGGUGGAAAGACGAAUGGAUGGAGACACAGAAAAGGCUCUGCUAAUGUCAAUCUCUAGUGCUAGAUGUUCUUCACAAUGUUCUUUGCAAGAACAGAGUAGUACUAGUCAACAAUUGCUUGUAUUUUAG
Messenger RNA from Microthlaspi erraticum, 432 nucleotides. Lineage: Eukaryota; Viridiplantae; Streptophyta; Magnoliopsida; Brassicales; Brassicaceae. The record is from the annotation of a GenBank genome assembly.